AUGGCUGACGACAUGGAUGUUGUGGAUGGCAUCGCGGAAGUUCUACCCAAAACGAUUGAAGCUGUCUUGGAGAAGGUCUAUUAUUAUGAUGGUGGAGUGGCAUCUUCUUUGAAACCAAGAUACGUUAGAAAGCUACAUAGGAAAUGGGGAAGCACGGAGCUGACCACGUUCAAGAAUAACGUAACACAACUGUUACUGACUUUUGAAGGCCCUGGCCUAGAUCAGGAUAAUAUCGAUGUUGUUGCCAAGAAGCUUUACGAAAGUUGCGGCAUCGUCAAUAGCAAAAAGAGCAAAUUCGCAGAGAUCCAUCAAUUCCGUAAACUACAGGCUAUCGUGUACCUAUUUAGAAAUGAGGAUUUCAAUGCCUUAGGGGAAGCGUUCAUGGCCAAUAAACUUUCCGACUUGAAAGGUCAUAAAGUCCUACGAAUUGAACCUGUCGAGCAAGAUAUAUUGUUAACUAAAGCUUAUGUUGAAAUUGUCAGUAAACCAGACGAAGGAGAUAAGAUACAUGACCAUCUCGAUAAAAUUUUACAACAUUAUUCUGGCGCAAUGGGAUAUGUUUCAGUUCGAGAACCCGAAACAUCGCAAGAUAUUCGGUAUUAUAAACAGAAAGAUUUAACUCAAGGCAAAAUUGCUCCUUCCAUGAUAUUAUCGUUACGAUUCGUUCCUGUUGUGCAAGAUCUGGGUGGCAAAUUGCAAUCGUAUCUAGAAACAAGUAAAGACUGGGCUCCAAUCCAGCUAACAGAUACAAUGUCAAAGGUCGUUAAUGUCCCAGGUAGAUCUGAAAUAUUUUACGCUUAUAAAGAAUACGGAAUUAUCCCAUUUUCCGUUCGGCAAGGAGCCGUAGCUGCAGGUGCAGUUCUGAAGUUGUAUAUUGGUGAGAAGUAUAAGGAAAUGAAAGAGUUCUAUUCGACUGUUACUGGGCAAACUGCUUACGACAAUCUCAAUGUUGAUGUCGAUGUCACUGAGUAUUGUAAGUUCCUGCUAGCCAAGGAUUUUGAGAUAAUGAUUAUACAUGUUCCUGACGAGAAAACUGUCAAAAUGGAAGUUUGCCGCCUUUGUUUUGAACUCGAAGAUCCUGAAAUGUUAAUAUCAAAGCUUUCUUUCCCAGUUAAAUUAACUCCUCUGGCUGACAACUAUUGGCAAGCUACUGAUCCAUGUGAUAAUAAUGUAAUCUUUUAUAAAGUUGAAGGACAUAAACCCUAG
Molecule: messenger RNA, 1206 nt
Organism: Trichoplax adhaerens
Lineage: Eukaryota; Metazoa; Placozoa; Uniplacotomia; Trichoplacea; Trichoplacidae
Exons: 3
Coding region: 1-1206 (401 amino acids)
Source: RefSeq, a predicted model, not a curated record